UUCCAGUACUGGUGAAACCUGUCUGGCUGCUUUAGCGGAGACACAAGAAGACGCAGCCUGAGGUGUAGAGCCCAAAAAGGGCAACCGAGAGAACAAAAACACAUUUACAUUACCAGCCAGGGAGGGAUCGAGGUAAAUCGACUCUAUGAGAAUUGAGUUGAACGGAUCUAACAUAAAUGAAGACAUCAUGGGUGUGAGACAGCGCUGGAUCUGUGCUUCCUUAUGUGACAGGUGCGACUCUACAUCCCAGAGGUUCGCCGUAUGAAAGAUGUGGAUUUUGGGAAUUUCUAUGUACGUUUAAUGGGUAGAAGUGUUGUGGAUAUGGGGGGAUGUCAGAGCAACAGCAGCUCUGAUGAAGAGGACGUGAAAGUCCUGAAGGCAAACCACAGCACGUUUAAAGUAAAAAAUAACAGUCUACAUAUGGUCCCAUCUGCUGCGGUCAAACCGUACCUGAAAGAUCACUACUUAUCUAAACGCAUCACUGACGUCAAUCUUCUGUCUCUCUCUGCUCUUCCACAUGGACUCGACCAGCAGGAGUGGAUUGCAACAAACACUGUUUCGUUCUUUCACAACACAACCAUCAUCCUCGGCGCUCUGUCGGAUUUCUGCUCAACGACAACAUGUCCAGCAAACAAAGGCCCCAGAAACAUUCUUUAUGAAUGGACAGAUGAUCAAGGCAAGAAGAUGAAGUGUUUAGCGCCGCAAUACAUCGACUACGCCAUGUGUUACAUCCAGGAGCUUCUCACAGAUGAGCGAGUCUUUCCCUCCAAAAGUGGUUUAUCAUUUCCUCCUGGAUUUACCUUCCUGAUCCAGAAGGUCUUUGUAAUGCUCUUCCGUACUCUGGCUCAUAUGUUCAGUGCACAUUAUCAAGACAGCGUCACCAUGGAGUUACACCCUCAUCUCAACACCCUAAUGUUACACUUCAUCACCUUCAGCCACACAUUUAAACUCUUGGACCCUGCGGAGACGGCGCCAAUCGAUGACCUCAUCGCUGUGCUCACGCGCUGAAUAAACACACUGAUGGUUUAAAUCAAAGCUGGGAUUAUUUCUGAUGAUGUUAGGGAAUGCACUCCUGUAAUGUGUCAAUCAACUGCAUACUGGACUUUGAUUAGUUCAGUAGUCUUCCCGCCUAUUUCAGUGCCAACUGUGAGUCAUUUUCUUUUGGACACCUGCCAUCCCGUCGUAGGGAAUCUACAUUGUUGCGCCUUGCAAAUUCCAAUCAAAUUCCUUAUCGACAUAUUUGUCUGCAACAAUGUUUUAAAGUAUGACAGCUAUUUCAUCCGGUACUACUGGAAAAAAACAUACUGUAUGACCGAAUGCAAUGCUUUGUGUUCAAAGCAACAUUACUGACUUUGUGUCCAGAACAGACACAGCCAUUUACAUGUCACGCCUGGGAAAGAUAUGUUAAUAGUGAAAAUGUCACAUGGCAUGCUGUGGCACAACAGAAGCACAAAACAAAUGGUUCACGAAUCACUGACUCAAUGAAUCAUUCACAAAUGCAUCACCUAUGUUGAUUCAGAAUUUAAUGAAGGUCUUUAAUGUAUAUGAAGUUAUAUUAAUUUAAGUAGAAUAGUGACGCUGUUAUAUACAUCAUAAUAUACUGUUGUUUGUCUUGUAUUGAUUGUCUUAUGUUGGUUAGUGUUGCAUAUAUCUUUGGGUCAGAAGGAUUUGUAUGGAAAAAAGACUUUCUUCUUUAUCUGAAACGUAAACGAAUGCUCAUGAAUGAAGAGCCCUUAGGAUAUCUGAAAUAUACACAAACACUGUAUUUGCAGGAGUGAUCUGGUCUGACUGGUUCCCAUGAGGAAUAAGAUCUGUUGAAGGACAGACGCACACA
This is a messenger RNA of Paramisgurnus dabryanus, 1834 nucleotides long. Its product is annotated as MOB kinase activator 2. NCBI's taxonomy places the organism in Eukaryota, Metazoa, Chordata, Actinopteri, Cypriniformes, Cobitidae. The record is from RefSeq and is a predicted model, not a curated record.